AGAAAGCUCCCCUUAUCCGAGGAAGACACCGUCACAUCCUCCGGGACGUUCUCGAUGACGGUGGUCCUGAUGAGAGUGGUGCUGUGGGUGUCCGCCUGCCUGCUGCUGGCGUCCGGCGGGUCGGCCUGCGGACCGGGCAGAGGCUACGGGAAGCGGAGGCACCCCAAGAAGCUGACACCGCUGGCCCUGAAGCAGUUCAUCCCCAACGUGGCGGAGAAAACCCUCGGAGCCAGCGGCAAAUACGAGGGGAAGAUCACCAGGAGUUCGGACAGGUUCAAGGACUUGACUCCCAACUACAACCCCGACAUUAUCUUCAAGGAUGAGGAGAACACCAACGCCGACCGGCUCAUGACACAGAGAUGUAAGGACAAACUGAACUCUUUGGCUAUUUCAGUCAUGAAUCAGUGGCCCGGGGUCAAACUCCGGGUCACAGAGGGCUGGGACGAGGACGGCCAUCACUCAGAGGAGUCCUUGCACUAUGAGGGCCGGGCCGUGGACAUCACCACCUCCGACCGGGACAAGAGCAAGUACGGGAUGCUGUCCCGGCUGGCUGUGGAGGCCGGCUUCGACUGGGUCUACUACGAGUCCAAAGCCCAUAUUCACUGCUCUGUCAAAGCAGAAAACUCGGUUGCAGCCAAGUCAGGAGGUUGCUUCCCCGGUUCGUCCUUGGUGCUCCUGGCGGAUGGAGGGACCAAACUGGUGAAGGAGCUCCAGCUGGGGGACAAGGUGCUGGCCGCCGACCUGCAGGGAAACGUGGUGCCCAGCGACUUCCUCAUGUUCAUGGACCGAGACCGGCAGAUAACGCGAGAGUUCUACGUCCUGGAGACCGACGAGCCGCGCCGCAAGCUGACGCUGACCCCCGCUCACCUCGUCUUCGUGACCAACAGCAACAGCAGUGACAGUGGUGACGCCGAGGCCGUGUUCGCCAGUAAUGUGACACCGGGGCAGAGGCUUCUCGUUAUAGGCGACGACCACCCGGACCGCCUGAUCCCCCUGACAGUGAAGCGGGUUUACGUGGAGCAACACGCAGGCUCUUACGCACCCGUAACGUCUCACGGAACCAUCAUAGUGGACCGGGUUCUGGCAUCGUGCUACGCGGUGGUCGGGGAUCACACCCUCGCACACUGGGCCUUCGCUCCGGUCCGGCUGGGGCGCGCGUUCACCUCGCUUGUGGGGAUGUUGAAGGAGCUCAGCGGCAUGCACCAAGCGGACGGCGUGCACUGGUACCCAGACCUCCUCUAUCACAUAGGAAGCUGGCUUCUGGACAGCAGCUCCUUCCACCCGCUCAGCUGAGAUACACACAUCUAGAGCUGGAUUCACACUGGAGCAGAAAAGAAAAGAUUUAAUCCCAGCUACGUCCAGGAUUAAACUACAAAAAUCACAUUUCUUUUUUAUGCCUGUGUUAGGCCUUUGAGACAAGCAUGGGCAUCAGUUAGGCUAAGGUGUGGUAGCCUGUUCUCCAUUAAAGCAAGUCCAGCUUUGAUCUUGUAGUGUUUAUCAUUAUAAUGCAGAGUAAAAUUCCCUUGAAAUUUGUCUGGAAGCUGUAUGUCAAUCAAAUGCAGAUGCCCCGCUGGGCCUGCUGGUGGCACUACAGGAAAGGUCAUGGGGUCAUUAGAAUUUUCAUGUUUCAUCCUCUCGGUAACAUGAAUGUUGUCACCAAAUUUCAUGGCGAUAGAAAAAAAAUGCAACCUUAAGGAUUGGACCUGUUGGUGGCGUUAGAGGAAGGUCAUAGGGUCACCAAAAUGGACAGAUAUCAUCCUCUAGCCCAGUGGUUCUCAACCUGUUGUUCGGGACAUCCCAGGCGGUCGCAAGAGAAAUUUGAGGGGUCGUGAGAUAGCUUAUGGCACUGGUUCUCAAAUGGGAGUACACAUACCCCUAGUGGUACAUUGGAGUACUGCAGCAGGUAUGUGAGAUUUCCGAAAAACGUUAAUUUAAAAAUAUCAGUCAAUUAUAAUUCCUAAAGUAAUUAGCCUUUGCUAUAAUAAGUACAAAAAAGGUAAAUGUUAGUUUGGUAAACCACAUUUUAUAUUCAGUAUUCCCUGUGGCUUUCCUGAAGGUGUCAAAUAAAUGUUUGUUUGGUUUAAACCUGCUGCCGCAGUCGGCGAGCGAGGACGUUUGUUCACUAUGGC
Myripristis murdjan (pinecone soldierfish) is the source of this 2129-nucleotide messenger RNA. RefSeq names its product tiggy-winkle hedgehog protein-like. Lineage: Eukaryota; Metazoa; Chordata; Actinopteri; Holocentriformes; Holocentridae. The coding region runs from base 55 to 1293 and encodes 412 amino acids. Gene Ontology annotation, biological process: cell fate specification; cell-cell signaling; regulation of gene expression. Gene Ontology annotation, molecular function: patched binding; calcium ion binding. The transcript is spliced from 3 exons. The record is from RefSeq and is a predicted model, not a curated record.